Molecule: messenger RNA, 2185 nt
Organism: Grus americana (Whooping crane)
Lineage: Eukaryota; Metazoa; Chordata; Aves; Gruiformes; Gruidae
Gene: IRF5
Product: interferon regulatory factor 5
Exons: 9
Coding region: 169-1638 (489 amino acids)
Biological process (GO): immune system process; regulation of transcription by RNA polymerase II
Cellular component (GO): nucleus
Molecular function (GO): RNA polymerase II cis-regulatory region sequence-specific DNA binding; DNA-binding transcription factor activity, RNA polymerase II-specific; protein binding
Source: RefSeq, a predicted model, not a curated record
ACGCCUCGGGCGCGGUGGGGCCGGGACGGUCCCGGGGGCGGGAGUGUGACCGGUCCCGUCCCACGGCCCAGCCCACGCCCCACGGCCCGUCCCACGCCCCACGGCCCGGCCCCGCCGUGCGGAAGCGCUGGGCGGUGGCGGCCCCGGCGGCGGAGCGCAGAGCCCGCCAUGGACCCCCCUGCGCGCCGGGUGCGGCUGAAGCCCUGGCUGGUGGCGCAGGUGGACAGCCGGCGCUACCCGGGGCUGCACUGGCUGGACCCCGAGCGCAGACGCUUCGCCAUCCCCUGGCGCCACGCCACCCGCCACCCCCCCGCCCCCCAGGACCACGACACCAUCUUCAAGGCCUGGGCGCAGGAGACCGGGAAGUUCCGGGCGGGGCUGGACGCCCCCGACCCCGCGCGCUGGAAGGCGAAUCUGCGCUGCGCGCUCAACAAGAGCCGGGAGUUCCGGCUGCUCUUCGACGGCACCCGGGCCGCGCCCCCCCAGCCCUACAAGGUCUACGAGCUCUGCCAGGGGCCCCCCGAGGGCGCAGACGGGGUGGCCGAGGAUGACUACGGCUGCGACGAGGAGGAGGAGGAGGUCAGCCAGCUCCAGAAGAUGACGUCGCUGAGCAUCAGCGACACCCAGCACGGGGGGGACCUGCUGCCCCCCUACCCCUGGCCCAAGGAGGAGCCCCCCUUCGGCAGCGGCUGCCCGCUGGGGCCCUUCGUGCCGCCCCCCCCGGCGCUGCUCCCCGGGGAGGGGGGGGGCACCCACGGGACCCUCGAGCUGCCCCCCGCCGCCCUCGCCGAGACGGGGCCCCCCCUGGGCACCCUGGGGCCCCCGGCCGCCUGCCCGCUGGCACCCAUGGAACACGUCAUCCCCAACCUGCUCAUCAGCCCCCACAUGCUGCCGCUGACCGACCUGGAGCUCAAGUUCCAGUACCGCGGCCGCCAGGUCUGCGUCCUCACCAUCAGCAACCCCCACGGCUGCCGCCUCUUCCACAGCAGCCUGGAGCCCACGCAGGAGCAGGUGGAGCUUUUCGGGCCGCUGACGCUGGAGCAGGUCCGGUUCCCCGCCACCGACGCCAUCCCCAACGAGAAGCAGCGGUUCUACACCCACCAGCUCCUGGACGUGCUGGACCGCGGGCUGAUCCUGGAGCUCCAGGGUCAGGACAUCUACGCCAUCCGCCUCUGCCAGUGCAAGGUCUUCUGGACGGGACCCUGCGCCGGCCCCCGCGCCGGCCCCAACCCCAUCGAGAGGGAGAAGAAAACCAAACUCUUCAGCCUGGAGGGGUUCCUCAAUGACCUCAUCCUGUUCCAGAAGGGUCAGACCAGCACCCCCCCACCCUUCGAGAUCUUCUUCUGCUUCGGCGAAGAGUGGCCGGACCAGAAACCGAAGGAGAAGAAGCUCAUCACGGUGCAGGUGGUGCCGGUGGCGGCGCGGCUGCUGCUGGAGAUGUUCUCGGGAGAGCUGUCCUGGUCGGCCGACAGCAUCCCGCUGCAGAUCUCCCACCCCGACCUCAAGGACAAGAUGGUGGAGCAGUUCAAGGAGCUUCACCAGCUCUGGCAGAACCAGCAGCGGCUGCCGCCGGCACAACCGGAGCCCGGACCCCCCGCCGGACCCUGGGUGCUGCCGCCCGGCUCCCUGCCCCAGUGAUGGGGGGGGGGGGGACGGGACACGGGGGCCCCCGCUGGGUCCCAUGGGUGCUCCGGGGGAGGAGGGGACCACGCUCGCCCAGGACCCACCUCCCCGGAGCACCCGCGCUGUGAUAUUGGGGGGGUCCCCACCCCCCAGCCCUCCGGCAAAAAACUGGACCCGGACCCCCCCCACCCAGGGAUGGGGGUGGCUGCACCGGGCACCCAAAGACCAAAUCCAGGCAACGGCCCCGAGGGAAGAACCAGGCCAGGACUUGGGGUGUUUGUUUGGUUUUUUUUGUUAAUUUAUUUCUUUUUUUUUCAGUUUUUUGUUGUUUUUAUUGUUCUCGAGAUGGCUACAGACCCCCGAGGGAACAGCACGCGCUCCAGCCCCGGCCCCGCACUUGCUCGAGCCGUUCUCCUCCCCGCACGCUCCAACCCUAAAAUAAACCAAAUAAAACCCCUCAAAAAAAAAAAAAAAAAAAAAAAAAAGCAACCAAAACAAAACCAAAAAACCAAACCCAAAAAAACAAACUAAAAAAAGAAGGAAAAAAAAAAAAGAAAUAUAA